AUGUUGAGAGGUCUGACGUCUUGGAGACCGCUGUCAGGCGUUUCGGUUCAUGUUUUGAACCAGGUUCGUACGGCUACGAAAAAAGCUGCCGGUUCCAGAACCUCCAUGAAGGACUCAGCGGGCCGCAGACUGGGGCUGAAAAAGCAUGAGGGCCAACCAGUCAGACCUGGCGAAAUUUUGAUGCGACAGAGAGGAACUAAAUUCUAUCCUGGAGAAAACGUAGGAAUUGGUAAAGAUCAUACGAUUUUUGCGUUAGAGCCAGGGUUUGUGAGAUUUUACUUGGAUCCUUUCCACCCAAAACGUCGUUUUAUAGGCGUGGCUCUUAGACCAGAUUUAAAGCUUCCCACACCACAUUUUGAACCACGCGUAAGGCGCUUUGGACGUCAAUUAAUAACGGAUGGAGCGGCGGCGACAAAAGAGGAAAACUCCCUCAGUCGUAAAGAAUACCUAGCGCGGGAUUCUAUCCUGAAGGAUCUUGAGGCUCGUGAAUCUAGGCGUCAACAAUUGGCGUCAAAUUUCACAAAGCGUCUGAGUGAAUUGGGCAUUAUUCUUGAAGAAAAUCAAUUGAAAGUGUGCAUUCCAUAUGUGAUUCGUCUGCGUUCUCUUCUAAAGAAUGGAUUCUCUUUAUCAGAAGCUCAAUACAACGCUCUCUUCUAUGCCGAGCAAGAACUUAAGCUCGCUGCCAAACAGAGAGAAUUGUCUGCUGAGUUGGUGAGUCAACAAGUGGUGUUACUCAAGGGAGCCGUUGACACUCUUAACUCAUCUAUAAGUUUCGACAACAAGUUAGACAUUGUUGCCUUUGUCUCCGAACAGGAAAAGCAACAACGCAGGGCUCAAUUGACUCAGCAACUUCUCAACACAACUCUCUCCACCAAGAAAGACGUUCAAGCUAUAAAAAAUCUACUCAAAGGGGCUUCUAGCUUCCUCACAAAAUCAGACGAGCUCAAAUUGGCCCGAAAAUUCCUCAAGCCUGUUCGGCCAGAAACUUUCGCCGUGACCAACAAAACAGGUAAAGGCGUGCUAACAAUAAAUCGGUUUGAUGAUGUGGGCAGCAGAGUGACCACCAUUCACAGAAGUAAAAGCGCAUUUUUGUCAAAACUGUGA
Messenger RNA from Lachancea mirantina, 1104 nucleotides. Lineage: Eukaryota; Fungi; Ascomycota; Saccharomycetes; Saccharomycetales; Saccharomycetaceae. The record is from the annotation of a GenBank genome assembly.